Molecule: messenger RNA, 1212 nt
Organism: Ochotona curzoniae (black-lipped pika)
Lineage: Eukaryota; Metazoa; Chordata; Mammalia; Lagomorpha; Ochotonidae
Product: natural killer cells antigen CD94-like
Exons: 9
Coding region: 156-1181 (341 amino acids)
Biological process (GO): cellular response to molecule of fungal origin
Molecular function (GO): (1->3)-beta-D-glucan binding
Source: RefSeq, a predicted model, not a curated record
CGGCGCUCCGGCUCUCGGACUCCAGUACCUGCUUGCCCUCUGGUUUCCUGUGCACAGACGCCAAGGAAUGGUAGCUCCUGAGCAUGGCCCCUGUGUGUCUGUGUUCCUCACCCUCUGUUCACUGCUUGGGUGUGUAAUGUACAGAUUUGGAAAGGAUGAAUAGGAAGCUAAUUUUGGAUAUCAAUAUAUAUUUCUGGAAUAAUUUCAUGGUGUUUCUUUUGUAUCACAGAGCAAUUAAUAUUAUAAUGAACAGAUUGAUAAAUUUUCUCGUACACACUGGCCCGACUGACGGAGAUCCCAGCGUAUGCAUUCACUGCCUAAGCUUUAAGUCAUCACGUUUUGUACCAGGAAUCAUCAAGAAUUCUGAAGAGCAAGUCUUGGUUACAAGCAUCAGGAACACCCUUUUUUUCACAAGGAAAUAUACAUCUACAAAGAUCUUGCCACCUUCCUCUGAAAAAUCAGAAAUGGAAGAUCACAGGGUGACGUACACUGAGGUGAAAAUCCGGUCUCCAUCACGGUUGCAGAGAACACCUGAAAUGUCUGAAACCAAAAGCACCACCCGUUUUGAAUAUCCAGAUGUCUCUACCUCAUUGCUGCCAUGGAAGUUAACAGCAGUGGUUCUGAGUCUGGUCUGCCUAAGCCUGCUUUUGUCUGUUGGAUUCCUGGUCAAGCAGAUAGCAGAGAGCAAUUCAAGAAAUCUCACAUUUAGCGAGGAAAGAGAUCCAAAAGAAUUGAUUUCAGGAAAUUCAGAGACUCAACAGCCACCAACAAAAGCCUCGCGGUGUCAGCCCUGUGAUGAGAACUGGCAGCAGCAUGGGAAGUACUGCUACUCCUUUUCUAGAAAUCUGAUUCCAUGGAGAGAUUGUCAACGCUACUGUUCAGAGUCACGUUCAAGCUUUCUUAAGUUAAACGUGGAAGAAGAGCUGAGGUUUUUAGCAAGAUUGUCAAAAAGGGAAUGUCAUAUGAAUGAGAAAAACUUGGGGAUCAGUUUGUACUUCAAUAGCAGCCAAAUGAAGUGGGCUUGGCUGGAUGGCUCAGCCUUUACGUUGGACAAGCUUGGAUUAAAUAAACCUAACAAUACGUAUAAUCAGUGUAAAUUUAUUAGAAAUGCCAGGUUAAUUGAUGGGAGUUGUGAAGAGCAUGUGCAUUGUAUGUGUAAGAAGACAACCUAUGGACAUUAAACUUUUAAAGGUUUAAAAAUAAAGGAAAUGG